UGGAGUCUGUGAAAACUUGCGGAAAUUGGAGAUCACAGGAGUGUCCUGUCGAGAUGUUUAUGCCAAACGUAUAAACCCACGAGUGAAGUCGGGGCGUUUUAUGAAAAUCCUUCCCGACUACGAGCACAUGGAGUACAGAGAUGUUUACACCUGCCUGCUGCACCGAUACCGACACAUCCUGGGGUUAUGGCAGCCGGACAUCGGGCCCUAUGGGGGACUGCUCAACGUGGUGGUAGAUGGUUUGUUCAUCAUCGGGUGGAUGUACUUGCCACCUCAUGACCCUCAUGUCGAUGAUCCGAUGAGAUUCAAACCUCUCUUCAGGAUUCAUCUCAUGGAGAGGAAAUGUGCAACGGUUGAGUGUAUGUAUGGUCAUAAGGGACCUCAUAACGGCCAUAUCCAGAUUGUAAAGAAGGAUGAGUUCUCCACGAAAUGCAACCAGACAGAUCACCAUCGGAUGUCAGGGGGAAGGCAAGAGGAAUUCCGGACGUGGCUAAGGGAAGAGUGGGGUCGGACUCUGGAAGACAUCUUCCACGAACACAUGCAAGAGCUCAUCUUGAUGAAGUUCAUCUACACCAGCCAAUAUGACAACUGCUUGACAUACCGACGCAUCUACCUCCCUCCUAGCAGCCCUGAUGACCUUAUAAAGCCAGGUCUCUUCAAAGGAACGUACGGGAGCCAUGGGCUGGAGAUUGUCAUGUUGAGCUUUCAUGGAAAGAAAGCAAAGGGGACUAAAAUCACUGGAGAUCCCAACAUCCCAGCUGGGCAGCAGACUGUGGAGAUCGACCUGGCACAUCCUCUGCAGCUACCCGACAUCGAGAACCUUCGCGACUUCAGCGAGCUCUCGCGCAUCGUCCUGGAGGUCCAGGAGCAGAUACGUCGGGAGGAGCAGGAGCAGGAACACCGGCAGGAGGAAGAGGAAUGCUGCCAGCAGGCUGCCUCCCAGCCUGCUGCGAGGCCCCUGGGAGGAGAAGGUGCCGAGGGGGAAGAGACUGCAGCAGGGGCAGAGGGGAUGACCCAGGACAAGGCACCAGCUUCCCAGCCCUUCGUGCUGCCCAUGGGAGUCAUAUCAAGGAACGAAGACUAUCCCCGGACCUGCCGAAUCUGUUUUUAUGGGACGGGGCUCAUUGCUGGCCACGGCUUCACCAGCCCCGAGCGUACGCCGGGUGUUUUUGUUCUCUUUGAUGACGAUCGCUUUGGGUUCAUCUGGCUGGAGCUGAAGUCCUUCAGUCUCUACAGCCGGAUCAAGGUCUCCUUCCAGAACGCCGAAGCGCCUUCCCGAGAGGCUUUUGAUGAAAUGCUGAAGAACAUCCAGUCACUGGCUACUUGACAGGUGGUUUGUGAUGGACAGGGCUAGGGGUUGCAAAGGCUGCUGCACUCCCCAGCCAGGGCUGGGAUGGGCAUUCCUUGCUCUCGGUACCUCUGAAUAAAAGCAUGCACUUUUAAUAAAGCCUUUUUACCCCAAAUGUACACAUCCCGGUUAAAAUAUCCAUGACUGCCCUUUCCUCCCUGCCGCUCCACACUGCUCCCUAGCAGUCCUUGUUACUCAGCCUGUAACGUAGCUUUGUAUAGCUGAAGGGAUCCUGCAGAGGAGGAAACAGACUUUUCUUACUGCAAAAAGAAUGUAUUGGAACAAAAAUAACUCGAGGUCAGAGCUGGAUCAGAAGAACAUGUAAUUGUCUGGAUGGACACAAGCCCUCUGCUCUGACCGUUAGCAGUCUCCUGUGGCUUUUCUUCAGGGAAGGGACUUGUUUAAGCCUUUGCUGUGCUCUAGGCUGAUCUGUCCUCCUGGGAGACUUGCUUUACCCUCCUGAAAACCUGUGCGGUCCCCGGCUGCUGGCUUUUUAAUGAUAAAUUGUGUCAGCAGUGACAAAGCACGUCCUCCUCUCCAGAAACCUUUCUCUGGGUGCAGCGUUGUCAAGAGAGGCUGGUGUAAUAUCUGUAUCCUUGGCUUAGUAAUUGAAGUGGGUGGUUUCCUUGAGAAAUUCCCUCAGCUUGGCAGCAAGGGGAGGAUUCCCACUGUAAAUGACAGUGUGUGUAGCCUUGCCCUGGCUUCUGGAGCUUGAUGGAUGUGCUGUCCCUGGGGCUCCAGGUCUGGGUGUUCCCCUGAGCAUAGAGGAGAUGAUUCUUUUUCCUUACAGAAGCUGGGUAUGGAACUGUUAGAAAUGAGUGUAAACUGCAGAAGCUGGUGCAUCCAGAUUGGGUUUGUACCUGAAAGGUUCACCUCAGAUAUUUUAAAGUGGGCCUGAAAAUGUAAAAGAAGGAGAAAAAAGAAAACCAAGUGUGAAAUAAGCCCAACUGCAGCCUGCUGACUCCUGUCUGUGAUGGGCAGCAGAAGGUGCCGUGUGUCACUGGUACUGAUGUGACCCCAGUUACGUUAUCAUUCUCGUAUCGGGUUACCCUGCGCAGUCUGAAGGAGCGAUGAGAGAUUCUCCUCAUAUUGCUGUGGCUUGUUCUGGCACCUUUUACAGUUGGUACCGACAGGUGGGUGCUGCUGCUCCGCUCACAGGACCCUUCUGUUCCCUUUCUAGUUGCACUUAUUUCAUCCCAGACGAUUGCUGCUUCCACAGAAAGCUCCUGGGCUUAAUUUCUUUCCAUGACACCUGCAUUCUGUGGGGCAGAUCUGAGCUCCUGCAGGCGAGGAAGCAGAUUCCCCAUAGACUGUCCUUUGCAGGAAAAUCCCGGCCAGUGCUGAUCUACAGACUGUGAGUUGUGCUGUAAACCAUCAGCAGUGUUAUUAGUCCUGUGUGGGAAGAGGUGGUAGGGAUCCCUGUGUGAAGAGAAAAGAGCUGUUUGUGAGGAAGCUCUUGGUUACAAGCAAAAUACAUCCGUGGUCGCAGUUGUUCUCUGGCUGUGAUGAUGAACUCCCAGGUUUCUUCUCUCCUGCUACCAGCCAGAUCAGUGUCUUAACAGAACUCUGCCUCUACAUUUUCUGCAGAUUUUGGUUUGUAAAUGUGUCUCUACGUGGGUUGGGAGGGUUCAGGCCCCUUCUAUGGAGGAGUUUCAGUGACUGCAUAGUUUCACUGACUGCUAGCAGCUUUUAUUCUCACUCUGACGGGGGCCUUUUGCCAUUUCUAGCUCUCGAACGUUCCCUCAAGCUGCGCGAGAACUGAGUCUCCAGCAGAGACUUUGAGGAGAAGGUCACGUCGCUCACAGGAUUAAUUCCUGUCUCUUUGGAUAUAGAUUUACAAACCUCUGGGAUGUUGAAGGUGAUUUGGGGCACUUUUUUCCUUUGUUUCCUGCUGCUUUGUCAGUGGUGGAAAACCUGCCUCAGUGGUAGAGGUGAGGAUCUGAAGUGCUAUUACCAUUCUAGUGAAUAAGCUAUAAAAAGUAGGUUGUUUCUGAGCAGCCUGUUAGGGGAGUUGCUGUUGGCAUCAGCAGAGGGAGAAGCUGACUUGGAUCUCACCCCAUCACGUGGGACUGGGAGAGAGGAAGGGUGGCAGUUCUGUGAGCCUUGGUGUGUGGGCAGAGGGGUGAGCUGAAGCUCAAAUCGGGCAUCUCGGCCUUUCUCUGCGGCUGCCGGGCUGUGCGCAGGAGAAGAGCGUGUGCUUAAUCUUGGAGACAGAGGUUUCCAGCUCGAUGAUGGAUUUCUGUGAUACUUAAAGACAUUAGGAGUCUGUUUGGCAUCUGGGUGGCCAGUUUAUCUUGGAGUUUGUUGUUAGGCUGGUGCAGCCAGUAUGUUGGCUGCUUUGUAUUCUCUGCAACAGCCUAAAGGGGUGUGAGAGGUCCCCUUGGGCGGCUGUUGCAGUCGCUUGGCCCUAAAAUCAGCUCUGCUUCAGCUGCAGACGGAUCCAUAGCUCUGUCAAUUCCUCCUUCCUUCAGUGUCCCCACUCACCCAAAAAAGUAAAAAUCCUGAAGUUUUGCAUAACUGACUUGAUGGUUGUUUUGUUUUUUAAGAUUGAAAAUCCAGACUGUAUGAAUGCACUACAGGCACUUGGCCUGAGACCCGAGUCACUCGUAAGUACAGACGCUGACUCUGUAGCUGGUCUUCUCCCUGCAACCUUCUGUGUUGGGUUGGCUGAGUGUGUAAAGGUGGUGUAGAUAUGUUCUACUGCUCUGUCCUAAAAUGCUUUUAGUAGUUGUAAACCUGUAGCUUAAAUUCCCCCUGAUACCAGGGGUCUGCUGGGGAGUGCAAGCCCAUGGAUAGUGGUUGGCGAGAGUGUUUCUCUCGGUACUGGGUGGUACAGAUCUUUGUCACCUGGACAAGGACCUGCUGACUGUUGGCACAGGUGGUGCAUCUGCUCUUCUCCAGGCUAAGAUGGUUCUUCUGCUUGUAGCUUGUCCCUUCCAAACCUUUUCAGUGGCAGCGUUAAAGGUUUCCCUUCUGACAGCGAGACCUGCUUGGCUGGCUGGAGAGAAGGGCUUUGCAGAGGCUUGGAGCCCUGCAGGAUCUUUUCACAGCUCAGCUUUGACCCUGUAGUAGCAUCUUUUUAUUUAUAGCAUACCUGAUAGGCCUCAAAAUGUCAGAAUGUGCUAGUCCUGAUUUAAAGGCAAAACUGCUCAUACACCAUGGCUUUAUUUUGUCUAAAGCAAAGGCAAUGAAAACAGCAAAUUUUUUAUUAAUGCUCCUCUUCCUUCUCUUCUCACCUUCUGCUCCUCAAAGCCUGGCAGGCUUUUGUGGCAUUUCAGAAGAAAAUUCCCUCUGAUUUGGCUUAGGUUGAAGACAGCCGUUAAGAUGGUGAAUUUGAGGAGACUGGCCUAAAUGCUCCGGGUGCUCCUGUGCCUUUGCAGGUUCCUUUGUGCACGGCUACACGAGUGCGUUCAGAGAAAGCAGAACGACACGAUGAGGAGUUAUAGCUUGCAGCUCGGAAGGCUUUGGGAGAGGGAAAGGGAGACCAGAGGAGUGCAGGCAGCUUGGAUCUGAGCAUCACCCAUGGCCGAGGCGGAUGCAACCGCAGCCCCACUCCUGCCUUCCCUCGUGGUACCCGUGGGCAGCAGUGCUGACAAUUCAGUAUUUUGCUGUACUUGCUCAUGUUUGGUACGAGCUGUCCCCCCCCCUUGCGCAGUAUGUCUCGGUGCACAUUCUGCUUGUUUCCUGAGCCCUCAUUGGCCAGCUUGUGGGGGUAUUUCUGCGAGCUGUUGACAGGGAUAAGGUGUGGCCGUGGCAGUGCCUCGCAGAGGGUGAUAAAUUUCUGGUGCCGACGUGUCCUCAUCCUGUUCACUCCGUAGAAAAUCGUGGGGGCAGUUGGCUUUAUUUCUUGGUCCCAGAUGGGUGGAAAGUGCUGAGGAGGAUGGAAAACAACUUGUCAGGGGUAGGAAUACUCUCUUGGCAGACGCCUUUUGGAAUAAACAAAAGUGCUUGCAGUGAAGUUGCAGAGCAGCAAUUGCCCCAAUAGCCGCAGCAAGGCCUAGGGCUUAAUUCUAGCUCAGGAGCAAUAAGCCAGUGACUGGCUUACGUGCUCAGGCUGUGUUUUGCUUCUAGAUCAUGCUUUCUGUGUUGUGAAAACACAUGGGUUUGGCCAGCUGGAAAACAGAAGCAUCAAAGAUCCUCAUCCAGCCAGUUUGUUUGCCUUGGGCCUGAUUUCAUAGCUAUAAAUACUCUGUGAUCAGGCGUUGUGGUUGUAGGAGCCUCACUGCUUUUUUUUUUUUUUUUUUUUAUGGAGGAGGAAAAGGGACAGAAUUACUUGUACCUUUGGCUGUCAGCUUUCCUUUGGAGUGAGCAGUGUGGUACUGCCACGGCUACGCUGGAGGGGGACAGCAGAGGUCGGAUGGCAGUUAGUUGGGAAACUUGUGUUGGGGAGAAAGCAAAUCCACCUCGCUUGGAGGUGUAAGCUACAGGAAAAAAACAAAAUGCAGCUGGCUCAGUGUUUACUUUUAAACAAGGAUGACUUUUUAUUGCUUUUUAUUAAUUUAAAACUAGUGGAACUUAAUGGGAGUGUUGAGUGUUGUGUGGAAAUGGGUUGUAUAAUCUCGAUUUGCUAGUUUAGGAAAUGAUAAUCUAUUAACUCUGUUUUGUAGCUGGUUGCUCACGUGGCCAAUAAUCUUCUGUUGUGUUCGGCUGCCAAAGGAUUGCGUGCUGGCCUUCGCUGUGGGCCAGACGGACAGCCUAACUUACCAGUUGGACAGUGAAAUAUUUGAGAUGUGUGAUCAGGCGGUGGAGUGGAAGAUAAGUUACCAAACUGUGAGUGCCACUGACCGUUUUUUUUUUCGUGUGUGUGUGCGCUGAAUUGAAAUGUAUGAUUCUGGUUUUUUGUUUGGAUUGCAGUCUUUUUAAUUUUUGAGGAAAAGAGCACUCGGAUUGACUGUGUUCAUUAGCUUAUUAAAGCAAUCUGCACUUUUUUUUUUUCAUUGAUUAAUACUCCUACUUCCCCUAAGCAGGUGUACCCUGUUCCUGUGUGUAUUUUGCACUCACAACUUUACCAUGACAACAGUGGAUUAAUCUGGGUAUCUCCUCUAGGCUUUGAGUGUAAAUAAGUCUCUCUAAAGUACCCCUUGGUACUUACUCAAAAGAAAGGUGAAACACCAGCUCCCUGCUUCAUACAGAGGGUAGUGCAGAGCAAAAAGGUGAGCUUUUCUUUCUAAAAUGCCAUUUGACAUUGAACACCUCAGUUUCAUGCCACACACAUCCAUGCAGAACAUGAUAACUGUAAUUUAAAGAACUCGCCUGCCCGGUCUGCUGCCCUGUCCGAGGGGAGGGGGUUUUGCCUGUCCCUGUCUUUGUGGGUUUGAGAGGAACGGGCUGUAUAAAAGCCAGAUGUGACUUUGCAGCACUUGGCCUACUUCAUCCCAGGUAUCAGAAAGCUGAGCAAAAUGCCUGUGUUACUUUUACACAUGAUCAUUGUUACCCAAGGAGCUUUUUCCAAUUUCAAAUAAUAAAAAUAAGUUUUGUGAACUUA
This is a messenger RNA of Athene cunicularia (burrowing owl), 6833 nucleotides long. It is a transcript of the gene FBXO31, whose product is annotated as F-box protein 31. NCBI's taxonomy places the organism in Eukaryota, Metazoa, Chordata, Aves, Strigiformes, Strigidae. Bases 101 to 1327 code for a protein of 408 amino acids. The transcript is spliced from 9 exons. The record is from RefSeq and is a predicted model, not a curated record.